AAAUACGUGAUAAUCCAAUGAAAAUUGUGAAAGCUAUAGUAUGAGUUCUUUCCGACAAAGCUUAAUUAAAACAUUUAGGGAAUAUUAUAACAGAGAACUGAUCAGGACGCGUACAUGUAUUCACUCCAUAAGCCCCGCCAGGCACGGUCAAGCUCUACAGAAACAACAUCGUGAACUUUAAACCUCACCGGCAGUUGAUUUGUACCAUAAAUCUUCAAAUAAUAACAGAACAGAGGGCGUGUUUACUUAACUGUUAUACUCCGGGGCAAGACAGAGGUUAAUUAAUGAUCUGGCAAUCUUGAAAGACUUGAUUAUACAUACCCAUCAGUCUUUGGAGAGAACAAUGAAGGAGAAAUCACCUGCCAGAACCAGCUCACAACGGGUAACCGGAUUCUAGGACGCCGAACUCCCAAAAGCACCAUUUUACACACCGUUACGCUUGUAUGCAUUCUGAUAUUAUACUCAUGGGAGUUUCGUAGCAGCUCUAGCAGAAUACAUGACUAUCCUUAGGGAACAUUUAACACAGGCUGGAACUUUUGAUCACAAGUUCCCCCAAAUCAAAUUUAUGGUGUGCAAGUGUUACACAUAACGCAAUCUCAAGUGCAUUUCUGAAAUGUAUAUAUUCAUGCUGCAGAGGUACUAAUUCUCGGAGAGGUGGUUCAGUCAUAUGAUUUGCAUUUUUCUAGGAAAUAAAGGUCAGGAGGACACAAACUUAGUACAACAGGAUAAUAACAGAUAAUUCUGGAGAUAUUUUUGCACUUUCCGGAAUUUUUGUGUAGUGAUAACAUUGUUUCUUUCGCGAAUGACUUAAGCAUUGGAAUUUUGGAUCUCCGCAGGUGCAGUAACAGGAAAAGGAGAACUGGAAAAGUAUGUGAGAAAAGCUUUUUGUGAAUAUGAGGGGGUAGCUCAUAUGAAGCAAUGUUUCCGCGGCGUGCAUUGUGUGUGAGUGGAGUCGUCGAUUUAGAUAUCAGAUGUUGAAGAUAUGACGAUGAAAUAAAUUCAGAUAUUGCUUGCAUCUUUUGGGUGGAGUUGCAGAUAAUUCUGGUGAUAAACUCUCUGCUUUUUAUUGAGUGUUAGUAAAACGAUUUGAAUGAGGGAACUGUUCAUCAACGACGGAAAUAUUGUAUCUUGGAAAUACCAUUUUUUGGUGCCAAAAAAAUUAAAUGCAAAACACUGGGUGACUACUGUGUUGUACAAAUAAUUGAACUAUCACCGUGUUAGCACUACGCUUCGACACCAAUAGGUUUAUAAACUAGUUAAAGUGUCGAAAAAUCCAAAUGGGUCAACAGACAGUAAGUCGAGUGGCGACGAGUCGGUUCCACCAAUGGCUGCUGCCCGAGAAGACGGUUAUAGGGCUCCUGUCCCUGGGGCUCAUUCUGGUCUUUGUGGGGGCCAUUCUGUUAGGUGUGGCUUCCUUAAUAUCGGGGAUGGUCUUCUCCAUCGUCGGUGGCCUCCUGUUGGCGGCCGGCCUCAUCAUUCUGCUCAUCUGUAUUUGCCUGUGUGCGCAUGCGUGCUGCGUGUGGCACGUGCAUGACAAGGACACGCAGACGGUAGAAACGACAAUCAUAGGCGCUGACCAGGUGGACGGGGAGUGGUACUCGGGCUACGGAACCGCCGAUAAACGGGUCCCUAAUGGCGUGUUGAGGGACGGGCGGCAACAGGGCUCACUCACCAAGAAACACGUGACCAUCUCGCCUCGCUCAACCGAUAGUUUCUCGAGCGGCUACAUGUCCGGCCGCCAGGCAGACGGCUCUAUGAAAUCUAGUGAAUUCUAUGGACCGCGGUCGCCGGUGAAAUCGGCCCAGUCCGGCCCAGGUUCUGUGUCGUCUGAUAUGUCGACGUUAGCAUCGUUUGCGUAUCUUAACAAUCCUAGUCCUGCUUCUCCCUACAGCUCAAUGAGCAACAAGAAUCAAAGCCACCAGACUAAUAUACCUAUACAGCAUACUAGUAUGCAGCACGGUUUUGGCUCCGUGCCAAGAAAUAUGAGUGAUGGUCGCAUGGCGCAGGUGCGUCCGUAUUACACAGAUCAAUCCGGUUCCGUAAGAACAAACCUACCACCAGAACGACGUCACUCUGAUGACGACUACGAUAACGCCGGUGAUAUGGUGCCAAUAUUACCUCAGCAGACGUAUCAUCCACAACCGCAGCCGUCACCAUGGCAACACGAGAUAUCGCCAUGGCAACAUCAACAACAGCAACAACAACAACAUAGAGACAGUGGACAUUUUAGUAGUCAAUGGCAACACUCGCCUCAGCAGACGACAGUUUGGCAAUAUCAGACGAAUGUUGACGGACAACAACAACCAACAUGGCGACCUCCGCCACAUCCCCGUGACGAAAUGGCCCCCGCCGCUCAACCGCUUGUUCGUCCCUCCCAGAAGCGGCCUAUGACCUUUGAGCAAAUAUCUUCCUCCAAAGUUAGUCUGUAUGACAAUAUUCAUAUGAAUCGUCCUGAUGAAGAUGAAUGAAUAAGAUGACAUAUAUGGAACGGUUUGGACUACGUUUGGUGCUAUAUGAUAUUAUGUUGUGAUACAUGUAUUCAUAUAUUGAAAGUGCUCUGAAUUUAGGACGAGUUUGAAAUCGCUUAUUUGUUUUAAAUGUUGGGAGUUUGGGCUUAUGUCGCAACUGUGCCAUUUAAUGAGUGCAAAAUAUUAUUGUAUUAAAUGUGUGGAUACUUAUGAUAUUUUAAACUUGCUGCACUUGUGAAAUUGCAUCAUCUGUUCUGAACAUCUGGUCUGGCCUUCAGUUGAAAUGGAUAUGACCCCAAUGGUUCUCCAUAGAAACGACACAAUGAGGUGACAAGGCCCGGAUGGCUCUCCAUAGAAAUGACACAAUAAGGAGACAAUUGAAUAUAUCUAGCAAGGUGAAACACCUAAGAUGAUAUAUAGUAUGAUGAAGACAUCAAUAUUCUGGCAAACAAGAAACGAACUAUUAUAUAGUUUGAUGAAGACGUCAAGUAUUUAGGUUAAGAAAACAGAUGAUUAUAUAGUUUGGUGAAGACGUCAAGUAUUUAGGUUAAGGAAACAGAUGAUUAUAUAGUUUGGUGAAGACGUUAGUAUCCAGGUAAAAAAAGUAAAUGUCGUUACUGAGAGUCACAGACUGACAAAUAACUAACUGUACAUGAAAACACUGCCAGUACAAACAGGCUGAACGCCAAAGUUUUGGUUGGCACUAAAAUUUAUGCCUGUACUUUCAACAAGUAUAAACUGCAAGAAUGAUAAAUGGAAUCUAGAAGCAGUUUGUUUGCUAUAACUUCAAGAACUUGGCUUCCAAACCACUGUGCAUCACCGUUUUAAGAUUGCAUUUAUCAACUUCAUGCAGGAAAACUAAUAUUUGCAAUGCAUGUAACAUUGUUGCAUAAUUAUUUGGUAAAUGGUGAAAAGCUGAAAAAAUUAAGCACUGCAUGUGUUGUAUUAUAGAUGCACGUCGACUUGAAAGUGUUUAAGCGUUAAUGGUGCUUAUUUCGUUAUGCGUUGUAAUCACUCAUAAUUCAUAUUCUGCUCACUGUUGUUAAUUGGAAAUAAUAGGGCAUGAGCUGAAUUACCAGUCCUAUACAUGUCCUUUAGACCCCUGCAACCAGGAAAAAAUAUACUUUAGGCCAUAAUAAUUUAAUAGUCAGGACGGAAAUACAUUACAAGUCUAUUUCAACUACGGAUGUAAACGUGAGACAUAAUAUGGACUCAAAUGUCUGUGGUUAAGAGCUAGUUUUUUGUAUUUCGGAUAUGUCAAAUGUCCGUUAUAUCGAAGUAUCUGUCUUUAUCCUGAUGACUUCGACAUAACGAGUUUCGACUGUAGUUUGACCUUACCUCAUCGACUUGAAAAAAAACAACAUCAACCCUUAAGUUUGUUAUGCUUUUCCGGUGUAAUAUAAUUUUAUUUUCGUAUUUUUUCAUGGAAUUAAGAUGAGGGCGGGGUAAAGCCAAUUAAAGUAUUUUCUUUGGCCUUAGGUGACCUAGAUUUACAUUCAUUUAUGAGGGUGGGGUAAAUCCAAACACAGUAUUUUCUGUGACCCUGGGUGACCUUUAUUUAUAUUCAUUUAUGAAGGCUGGGUAAAGCACAACACAGUAUUUUCUGUGACCCUGGGUGACCUAUAUUUACCAUCAUUUACGAGGGUGGGGUAACGCCAAACACAGUAUUUUCUGUGACUCUGGGUGACCUAUAUUUACCAUCGUUUAUGAGGGUUGGGUAACGCCAAACACAGUAUUUUCUGUGACCCUGGGUGACCAAUAUUUACCAUCAUUUAUGAGGGUGGGGUAACGCCAAACACAGUAUUUUCUGUGACCCUGGGUGACCUUUAUUUACCAUCAUUUAUGAGGGUGGGGUAACGCCAAACACAGUAUUUUCUGUGACUCUGGGUGACCUAUAUUUACCAUCAUUUAUGAGGGAUGGGUAACGCCAAACACAGUAUUUUCUGUGACCCUGGGUGACCUAUAUUUACCAUCAUUUAUGAGGGUGGGGUAACGCCAAACACAGUAUUUUCUGUGACUUAGGUGACCUAGAUUUACAUUCAUUUUGAUUGAUUUUGUUGCUAUAGCAGAAACUCAUAUAAAAUAAAUUGUCAUUGUCAAAUAUUUGCAAAUGGUUGUUUAAUUAUUUAGAACAUGUACAUUUCUGGGCAAACAUUCUUAGUAUUUGAGAUACGAGCAGUUUAGUAAACAUAUUACAGAAUGUCAUAUUUAAAUGUCCCUAUACCAAGUCCCAAUUUCUCAAAACAUUUCAUAUCCCUUAUAACAGGAUAAAGCCAAGCUCAAUAUUUUUGAUAUAUUUUGUGAAAUGUUUACAUUCUAAAGAUAUUUUGAACUUUAUAGCUCACAGAUUGAACGUUUGACAACUUAUUUAUUUGUCUUGGAACAAGCCAAUUUUUGCGAAAAUCCAUUGAAUCCAGUUAGAUAAAACUGAAUGGGCUCAAGAACUCUCGAGAAAAUUGGGCUUUGUAUUUAAAUCGAUUCAUUUUGCAAGUUCAUGUUUAUGUUUAUGUAGGUCAAGGUCAUGCAAUUUAUACGCAAAUAUGUUUCAUGUCAUUAUAUCUGAUAAAUGUUUUGUAAUUACAGUUGUUUUAUAUAUUGAUAUUACAUAAAUAAAGACUGUUCUCUAU
This is a messenger RNA of Mya arenaria, 5095 nucleotides long. RefSeq lists its product as uncharacterized. The record is from RefSeq and is a predicted model, not a curated record. The coding region runs from base 1278 to 2468 and encodes 396 amino acids. NCBI's taxonomy places the organism in Eukaryota, Metazoa, Mollusca, Bivalvia, Myida, Myidae. The transcript has 4 exons.